Astyanax mexicanus (Mexican tetra) is the source of this 1562-nucleotide messenger RNA. It is a transcript of the gene arl3b, whose product is annotated as ADP ribosylation factor like GTPase 3b. Gene Ontology annotation, biological process: cilium assembly. Gene Ontology annotation, cellular component: cytoplasm; microtubule cytoskeleton. Gene Ontology annotation, molecular function: GTP binding; GTPase activity. The transcript is spliced from 6 exons. NCBI's taxonomy places the organism in Eukaryota, Metazoa, Chordata, Actinopteri, Characiformes, Acestrorhamphidae. The coding region runs from base 93 to 641 and encodes 182 amino acids. The record is from RefSeq and is a predicted model, not a curated record.
CGCUCCCGGUUUUCACGUGACGCGAUCCCGCGUCUUCCCGAGGCGACGUCAUCGGUCCGCCUUAGAAACCCUGGAGAAGACACGGGCGCAAGAUGGGUUUGCUGUCAAUUCUGCGAAAGCUGAAAAGUACUCCGGACCAGGAGGUUCGUAUUCUGCUUCUUGGUUUGGACAACGGUGGAAAAACCACUUUACUCAAACAACUGGCAUCAGAAGAUAUUAGCCACAUCACCCCAACACAGGGUUUCAAUAUCAAGAGUGUGCAGUCUCAGGGUUUUAAACUAAAUGUGUGGGACAUUGGUGGACAGCGUAAAAUCAGGCCGUACUGGAGGAACUACUUUGAAAAUACUGAUCUUCUAAUUUAUGUCAUCGAUAGUGCAGAUCGCAAGAGGUUUGAAGAAACAGGACAGGAGCUGGCGGAGUUAUUAGAUGAGGAAAAGCUCAGCGGGGUUCCAGUUCUUAUCUUUGCAAAUAAACAAGACCUGCUUACUGCAGCGCCUGCAUCUGAAAUUGCUGAGGGAUUGAACCUGCACACCAUUCGGGACAGAGUGUGGCAAAUCCAGUCUUGUUCAGCUCUCACUGGAGAGGGCGUCCAGGAUGGCAUGAACUGGGUCUGUAAGAGUGUAAAUGCGAAGAGGAAGUAGAGCUGCAUAUAUUUCCACUGCAGUCCCUCCAGGAAAGGCAGUGUGUACCUCUGAAUGUACAAACAAUGCAUCCAUACAGCUCCGAAACACAAAAAAUCUUUGGAUAAUUAAGACACAUCACUGAGGAAAAAAAAUUGCGUUUCACAUUUGCCUCUCCCUUGAGGCCUGCUGUGCUCAAAGAAAAUUUGCACAAGGACCUCAAGCCUAUUUUUAUACUCUAAACCCCCAGAAUUGUUCUUUAAUAAACAUGUUUGCCAUUAUAACAUUUUAUGAUCAACAAAUGUAUCAGUGUGUCCAUUAAAAAAUUGUUAGAGUAAUGGUUAGGCUUUUUUGAAGCAACAAAUUCUGCCUUCAUAUUGUAGAAUACAUCAUUCAAGGUUUUGCACUGAAUGUCCAAAUACAGAAAUUGUGGAAUCUGAUACUGUGACAUAUUUAUGUUUAAAAUUAUAAUCUACAUAUUCCAUUCCUUUUUACCGAACCACAAGCCUUGCUUUAUAGUAGGUUAUGUUUGUGACUGAUGUUUCUGUCUAUGAAUGACAUGAAGUUCAUGUUGCUCCAUCUUUCAAUGUAAUAUUUUUGACAAUAUUGUUCUUUUUCUGAGUAUAUUUUUGUAACAUUUAUUAAGAGUGUAGAAUGCUUUAAUAUUGCUUUCUGUGUUCCAUAGAAUAGCAGGAAAGGUUGUUGUGUCCAAAUCCAGAAUAAAGAAUUAUAUGUAAACAUCCGGGAAGUAUGGGAAAUGCAUUUUAUAAUUUGCUGUAAUCAUGUGGAAGUAGGCAAAAUAUUUUCUGUAAACACCUGGAAUGUUUGUUUCAGGUUGAAUUAUGGUGGCACAUAGAUUUGGAGUCUUACAGUUAUUUUGUGUUUGAUUUGAGUCUGUCUGUUGUAUGACUGAAACAUCACAGUAAAUAUUGGAAAACAACA